CCAGCAGAGCAAUUCCGCCAUGAGAGCUGUCAUAGGCAUGUGGGCGUAACAAAAGCUAUUUUUAUAAAUAGAAAAACUUCCAAUACUUUCUAAAUGUGAACAAUGUAUUUUUUGAAGUGCUUUUUGUUUCUAUUUUGUUUGCUGAUAUUUUACGUACUCAAGUCAGCUGAUGCCGAUGGAAAACAUAUAGAAGCAAACCCAGAUGCUAAACGACUCUAUGACGACCUUCUUAGCAAUUACAAUCGAUUAAUUCGGCCGGUGUUUAAUCAUACGGAAACUCUUACAGUAUGGCUCAGUUUGAAACUAUCGCAGCUCAUCGAAAUGAAUUUAAAGAAUCAAGUGAUGACAACAAAUUUAUGGGUUGUUCAGAAAUGGUUUGAUUACAAAUUGAAAUGGGAACCAGGAGAUUAUGGAGGAGUUGAAUUUCUUUACGUACCAUCAGAACAUAUAUGGCUUCCGGAUAUCGUACUUUUUAAUAAUGCUGAUGGAAACUAUGAAGUUACUCUAAUGACCAAAGCAACUCUAAAAUACACAGGCGAGGUUAAUUGGGAGCCACCCUCAAUAUAUAAGUCAUCGUGUGAAAUAAACGUUCAGUAUUUUCCUUUUGACGAACAAAGUUGUUUAAUGAAAUUUGCUUCUUGGACCUACAAUGGAUUACAGGUCGAUCUCAGACAUAUGGACCAACUACCUGGUAGCAACAUAAUCAAAGUAGGAAUUGAUUUAACGGAAUUUUAUUUAUCGGUAGAAUGGGAUAUAUUAGCAGUUCCUGCGACUAGAAAUGAGGAAUAUUACCCAGAUAAUAAGGAACCAUUUUCAGAUAUAACCUUCAAAAUUACAAUGAGGAGGAAAACUCUGUUCUAUACUGUAAACCUUAUUAUUCCGUGUGUUGGUAUUACGUUCCUUACCGUUCUGGUUUUCUAUUUGCCAUCAGCUUCUGGAGAGAAGGUCACUUUGUGCGUCUCAAUUCUUUUGUCUCUCACUGUAUUUUUCCUUCUCCUGGCCGAAAUUAUUCCUCCUACUUCGUUAGCAGUUCCGCUACUUGGAAAAUACCUGCUAUUUACCAUGAUAUUGGUCACGUCAUCUAUUUGGGUCACAGUAUGUGUACUCAAUGUACACUUUAGGUCUCCAUCUACGCACAAAAUGUCUUCGACAUUUCGCAAGAUAUUUCUUCAAUUCAUGCCUAAAAUAUUGAUUAUGAGAAGAACUACAUAUUCCAUUCCCGAAUAUGAUGAUCGACAGCCCCCUAGAGGUUAUCUAACUGCAGAGGUGGAACUCAACAUGGGAGAACCGUUUACUUCAGAUUUCAAGAUUACCACUGAAGAUCCCAGUUGUGUUUUGCAAAACGCUGAUCCAGACGAUUCAAAUAAAAUGAAAGCUCAUUCCUCAAUGGGAGAUUCCUCUACGAACGUAACUCAAAAAAGUUUGUCCGCAAACGUUCUAGCUGCCUUAGAAGGAGUCCGAUUUAUUGCUCAACAUAUUCGUGAUGCUGAUAAGAAUAAUGAGGUUAUAGAAGACUGGAAAUUUGUGUCUAUGGUUUUGGAUCGAUUUUUUUUAUGGGUUUUUACGAUUGCCUGCAUUGGAGGAACAGCAGGUAUAAUUUGCCAAGCCCCUUCAUUAUACGAUACCAGGACUCCAAUUGAUCGGAUAUUGACAGGAAUGAAUUUCAGCAGGGUUCUCUAUGACCAAUUGCCUCCCUUGCCAGGAGGAAUACCACCAAUUUAAAUUUAUUUUAGCUUGGUACUGUAAUUUGCUUGAUACGGCAGGUAAUCCAAAUUUGUUCUAGAAAUUUGUCUCAACUGAGCUUUUCGCAAGACACUUAAAAUAAUUAUGUCGCCAAUGUAUCAAUACAGCGUCAAUCGACAGCACUCCAAGCGAGUUCUCAAUUUGUAACUGUAUAAAAGACGAAGGCAUCCACUUAUUUAAUGUUUGGCCAAUAUCAAUGGCGUAUAAGCGAUUUGUGGCGAACUGUAUCCGCCACAGGUAGGCCUGGGACGAAACGCAUGGUGCAUCAACUCGCGCCAUAAAUUCAAGGAUACUUGAUGGUGGUGCAAUAAUGUUAGAAUAAUAAACCGAUUAGGGAAUAUAUAGGGUGAUUCACAAUAAUAAACAAGCAUUUUGUAAGGAAAUGUUAAGGUAAACGAUCCGAAAACUGUUCAGAUUUAAGGACCUCCUGCCAAACAAAUGCAAUUUCUAAAUGACCCCAAUUUAAGUAUUAAUUUAAUAACUUCGAAACUUGAAUUUUGACCGACCUAAAAAAUUUUUUACACAAUUUUUAACUCAGUCUUUAUCAACGUCUCUAUGCGAAUAAAUAUACCUACGUUUUAGCCAUUGUUAAAAACUAGUAGAUAUUUAACAUAUAUUUAUCAUUUUCAGUAAUGUUCAUUUCUUCGUUAAAUUAGUUUUAGUGCUAGCGAUAUGGUUUUUCAUGAAACACGCUCAUUAUGUCAAGACGCAAUUUACAAACAACAGUAUCAAUAACUUUCCAAACAAUAAAAUAUUUCUGAUUUUUUCCUUGUUCGUUAUAAUAUACAGGGAAUUCCGAAAUUAGGCGGCCAAACUGAAACGGUGAAAUCUGCUCUCAAAAAUAAUAUAAAUUUUUUAAAUAAACAUGUAUCGAAAAAUGCUUCUUAGCGGAUCUACGCCUUCUUGAAGACGGGCCCAGUAGUAGGGUCUUUUGCAAAUUAUUUCGGUAUAACUUCAAUAAACAGUUGAACUUCAAAACGUAAGUUUUAGGAACUGUAGUAAUUUUGAUAUGCUGACACUAGAUCUGCAAUUAAAACUGUCAGAAUUUCAUCAUAGGCGUAUAAUUUGGGGGGCUACAAGUACCAAAAAAAGGUAUAACUUUUCUCUAAUAAAUCAAUAUUUUUUCUACAAAUUGAGGAAAUCUGAAGUAUUCUAAGGCGAAAAGUUACUCUUAAUUUACUUCACUCAGACGCACCGUUUGCCAACUAAAUGACUUUAAAAAUAUUACUGUUUUAUAAAAAUAUUACCAAUAUCCAUAAAUUUAUUGUAAGCACUUUUAGUUUUGCCGAGCAUGAAAAAACUAGUAAAUGUCUUCCUGCAAUUUUUUUGAUUAUUAAAAAAAAGGGUAAAGAUUGCACGAAGACAUGCAGAAGCAAGGAUUGCACCUUUUUUAUUAUAAAAGGGUACAUGAUUUAAGGGCCAACAGAUUUUCAAACACGUACAGAAUUUUUCCGUUGGAUUCUAAGCCACCAACAUGAUUUAAAAAACAUUUUACGGUCGAAUAAGGCAACCUUUUCAAGAGCCAAAGCAUUCAAUUUCAAUUCAGCAAGAGCGAACUUCCAACAGGUUCCCUUUCAAUGUAUGGGCAGGUGUCAUAGGGGAUAUCUUGUUAGGACCGAUUAUUUUACUCUAGCUCUCUGCUAGAAUUGCUAAAGGACAUUCCUAUAAGCACUCGGUCAGAAAUGUUCUUCCAGCAUGAUGGGACGCCAGCCCACUUCGGUCAGCCUGUGAGAAAUUGGUUAAACCAACAUUUUCUAAGCGGGUGGAUAGGUCGAGGUGGCCCAGUAAACUGGCCAGCUCGAUCGCCUGAUCUAAAUCCUUUGGACAUCAUCUGUGGGGUAAUAUGUCUAAUAUUAUUUAUGCCAUAGAAGAGUUUCUAAGGUGGAUUUGCCACCCAACAUAUUAGGAAAAGGUCCAGAGUGUGCAUUCAAGAAAAUGGAAAUGUUUUUGACUAUUUACUCCAGUAAAUUAGUAUCGCUAAUAAUAUUAACUUAAAAUAUCAAAUGUUUAUGGAUAGCAGUGAUAUUUUAAAGUCAUUUAGAUGGAAAAUGGUGCGUCUGAGCGACGUACAUUAAGCUUUUUCUUCGUAAAAUAUUUCAGGUUUCCACAACUUGUAGAAAAAAGAUUGAUUUAUAGUCUCAGAAAAAAGUUAGAGCUUUCACAAUCAGAACAACUACUAAUAGUGAUUAAUUCUCCAGCUGUUGCAUUUCAUAAGCACAUUAUAAAUUGAGUUUGAGCUUAGAGGGUUAACCAUAGCGAAACACUACAUUUCAACUCUUUGUCAGUUAUAAGUAAAGUAACAAAAUAUGUUCCAAUUUAUUUAGCAUUUAAAACAGUAAAAGUGAAUUAUUGUAAUACAGGUUGUCCACUGUUUCCUACUUAUUGCAAACUGUUAACUAAAUAUAUUCGAUUUCGAGUGCAAUGUAUAUUGAAACUAUUUUAAACAAACGUAAUUCAAAAUAGCCACAUUCUUUAAAAUCGUCCAAUUGACACAAUUAUUGGACAUAACUAAGUUACGAACUGAAUUAGAUUGACCUAAACGAGAAAAUCUGUCCUGUAUAUGUGCGUUCUAUUUUCGACAUUCUAGCUGAUUUCGAAUUUAAAGAUUUUUUACAUGAAAAGUUGUUGGUUAAUUCAGGAAUAUACAGGGUGUCAUGUUAGAUCUUUUUUGUACUUCUACCCCCCCAAAUGAUACGUCUAU
Molecule: messenger RNA, 4444 nt
Organism: Dendroctonus ponderosae (mountain pine beetle)
Lineage: Eukaryota; Metazoa; Arthropoda; Insecta; Coleoptera; Curculionidae
Gene: nAChRbeta2
Product: acetylcholine receptor subunit beta-like 2
Exons: 11
Coding region: 103-1722 (539 amino acids)
Biological process (GO): nervous system process; monoatomic ion transmembrane transport; chemical synaptic transmission
Cellular component (GO): postsynaptic membrane; synapse; neuron projection
Molecular function (GO): acetylcholine-gated monoatomic cation-selective channel activity; transmembrane signaling receptor activity
Source: RefSeq, a predicted model, not a curated record